This is a messenger RNA of Entrophospora sp. SA101, 1878 nucleotides long. The record is from the annotation of a GenBank genome assembly. Lineage: Eukaryota; Fungi; Glomeromycota; Glomeromycetes; Entrophosporales; Entrophosporaceae.
AUGGCUCGAGUUAGUGAUACUGCUUCAAAAGAUAAAUUAAAAGAUUUAAGUGGUCCCACUAUUAUUGAGUUAUUAUCAACAUCAACAUCCUCAAUAUCAGAAAAAUAUAAAAACCAAUUUAACAUUGCCAACAAAGAAGUUGUACCAGAUGAUUUUACUGAAAUACAAAAGGUGGUAAUUCAAUGGUGUGAUAAGGAGAAACUUGAUGUUGUGCUGACGACAGGUGGUACAGGAUUUGGUGUCAGAGAUAUUACACCAGAAGCUAUACAACCUUUAUUAAAUAAAACAUCACCUGGGAUAACUCAUUUAUUGAUCUCAUCAUCACUUCAGAAAACACCAUUUGCAGCCUUAAGUAGACCAAUUAGUGGUAUACGUGGUGAGACAAUUGUCAUAACAUUACCUGGUAGUCCUAAAGCUGUAAAAGAAAAUUUGGAAGCCAUUAUAAACAUCUUACCUCAUGCAAUUGAUUUAGUUAAAGGUGGCACUGGUGAAAAUGUUCAUACAAAAUUAACUGGUAAUAGUGGUGGUGGUCAUGAUUGUUCACAUAAUCAUAAUUAUGAUGAUAAACAGAAAACAAUUAAACCUGAUUUACUUUCAUGCCCUGUCACAAAACGUCAACGCAAAUCACCAUACCCAAUGAUUUCAGUUGAAGAAGCAUUGAAAAUCAUUGAAAAUGAUGUUCAAGAACUAUCAAAAGUUGUUAUAACUGUUCCUGUCAAUGAAAAUUUGAUUGGUUAUGUUUUUGCAGAAGAUGUUUUGGCAAAUGAAAAUGUUCCAGGGUAUCGUGCUUCAACUGUCGAUGGAUAUGCUGUUAUUAGAAUUUAUCCUGUUGUGGGAACUUCUAUUGCUAGUGGUAUUGGAUCAGAAAAAUUGAUGAUAAAAUCAGGUCAAAUUGCUAGAAUCACAACUGGAGGACCUGUUCCUAAUGGUGCUAAUGCUGUUGUUAUGGUUGAAGAUACUUCUCUUGUUAAAGCAUCCGAAGAUAAUCUGACUGAACAAUCUGUGGAGAUCCAUGUUCAAGUAAAUGAAAUGGAAAAUAUUAGAGAGAUUGGAUCAGACACCAGUAUUGGUAUGAUUGUUGCUAGAAAAGGUGAAUUGGUGUCAGCUGUAGGUGGUGAGAUAGGUGUUUUGGCAUCAGUAGGAGUUAAAGAAGUAAAAGUUUAUAAAAAAAUGGUGUUUGGAAUAUUGUCCACUGGUAAUGAAGUGAUUGAUUAUAAGGACACAAAUGAACUAAAAUAUGGGCAAAUACGUGAUAGUAAUCGACCUACACUUUUGUCAAUUGCAAAAGCUAUUGGAUUUGAAGUUUUUGAUUUUGGGAUUGCUAAGUUGGAAAAAACCAUCAGAACAGCAUUAAAUCAAGUAGAUAUACUUGUAACAACAGGUGGUGUAUCAAUGGGUGAAUAUGAUUUACUUAAACCUGUCUUAGAACAUUCUUUAGGUGCUACUAUACAUUUUGGUAGACUAAAUAUGAAACCAGGGAAACCAACUACUUUUGCAACACUUAAACAGCCCUCAAAAAAAUUGAUUUUUGCUUUACCAGGAAAUCCUGUUUCUACCACAGUUACAUUUUAUUUAUUUGUAUUACCUGUACUUAAGAAAUUGUCUGGUUAUGAAAUUUAUAAAUCUCCAAUUGUAAAAGUUGAGAUUAGAAAUAAUAUUAAACUUGAUCCAAGACCAGAAUAUCAUCGAAUAAUUAUAAACUUUGAUCAUUUGAAUAAUAAAUUAAUGGCUACAUCUACUGGUAAUCAAAUUAGUAGUUGUAUGAUGAGUUUAAAAAGUUGUAAUGGAUUAUUGCAAUUGCCGGGUAGGACUAAUACACAAACAAUUCUUGAAAAAGGGACAAUCAUUGAUGCUAUGUUGAUUGGUCAAUUGAUUUAA